This is a messenger RNA of Trypanosoma cruzi, 348 nucleotides long. RefSeq lists its product as uncharacterized. Lineage: Eukaryota; Euglenozoa; Kinetoplastea; Trypanosomatida; Trypanosomatidae. The coding region runs from base 1 to 348 and encodes 115 amino acids. The record is from RefSeq and is a predicted model, not a curated record. The transcript has a single exon.
AUGAUUUUUUUAAUUUUAAUAAUUUUUUAUGAGUUGCCGCUGCCUCGUAUGCAGUGCAAUAUCAUGAGUUUGGGCAGUCUUUUUCCUUAUUUCUGCCAUGCACCUCUGCUGUACAUUUUUGUUUGUGCGUCCCUUCACUUGCUCUGCUCCUGUUUUCACUUCUCUGCCUCGUGUGUCUGCAGGCACACACAACCACAUGCACGCACAAGAUGCACAUUGCAGUGGAUUUGGAUGCUUCUUUUGUGGCGUGUGCUGACGGUUGCGGGUGGCUGCUGCUUCCUCCGUGGGCAUGAAGGGGAGGAGGGGAGAGGGAGCGUGCACGGCGAGUCACUCUUCCUGCGGGUGUGA